This is a messenger RNA of Mycena indigotica, 1170 nucleotides long. RefSeq names its product Apoptosis-inducing factor. The transcript is spliced from 4 exons. NCBI's taxonomy places the organism in Eukaryota, Fungi, Basidiomycota, Agaricomycetes, Agaricales, Mycenaceae. Gene Ontology annotation, cellular component: cytoplasm. The coding region runs from base 31 to 1170 and encodes 379 amino acids. Gene Ontology annotation, molecular function: flavin adenine dinucleotide binding; electron-transferring-flavoprotein dehydrogenase activity. The record is from RefSeq and is a predicted model, not a curated record.
UCUUUUUCCACCCACCCUCACGGUGAUACCAUGUCUGCGAAGAAAAACGACGACCGAAAGUCAAUCGUCAUUCUCGGCGGUGGCGCGGCAGGAAUCAACACCGCCCGCCCACUCUCCGCCAAACUCGAUGCGUCAAAAUACGCGCUGACGCUCAUUGACCCACGGCCAUUCCGUGUGCUGCUGCCAGCCACGCUCAGGAUGGUGGUCUCCGACAAGUACAACCUGGCGUCAACAGAGUCUGCCCUGGUGCCAUACGACAAGCUGUUUCAUGGCGGCAAAGGCACCUUCAUCCAGGACUCUGUCCAGAGCAUCACACAGCAAAUUGGAGAGAGUUCCGGCUUCUUAACUCUUGCGAGUGGACAGACGGUGCCGUAUGAUAUACUCGUGUUGGCGACCGGGCUGGCGUGGUCAUACCCCAUCGCAUUUCCCGACUCUCUCGGAGACGUGCAGGAGUACGUGAAGAGCCGCCAGGACGAGUUCGCCGGCGCCGAAAAUUACCUUCUCGUUGGUGGAGGCGCGAUUGGUUGCGAACUCGCGGGUGAGCUUAAAGACAUCUGGCCAGCUAAAGACGUGACGAUCGUCCAUGGCCAGCGCCUCUUGCUUAACGACUCUUACAGCGAGCGUUACCGCAGGCGUGUCGCGAACGACCUCGCCAAACGGGGCGUCAACCUGCAACUCAACGAACUUGUCCCCAUCGACAACAUUACCGCCGACUCUGUCACAACCCAAAACGGACUCAAAAUUGCGGCCGGCCUUGUGGUAAAGACCACGGGUGCCUCAGGGCCGAAUACCGCAUACAUUCAAUCUCUCGGGAGCGGGGUUCUAACUCCCGCUGGCUUUGUCAAGGUCCAGCCCACGCUGCAGCUGCUCGACUUCCCGAAUGUCUUUGCGGCAGGCGAUAUCGUUGAAUGGCCGGAACAGAAGCAGGCGAUUAAAGCACAAGACCAUGCCGCACUCGUCGCGAAGAACGUGCUCUUGUUUGUUAACAGCAAACAACUAAAGAACUACAAGACCGCGUUUGAAGCCAUCGUCCUCACCAACGGCAGGGCCAGCGGCUCUUCUUAUUUCGGAGUUCUUUGGGGCAUUAUAAUCGGUGGCUGGCUGACAGCCUUGAUUAAGUCCAAAAACCUCCUGAUACCCAGGUUCCGCAGUGAUUCGGGUUUAGCUUAG